This is a messenger RNA of Phasianus colchicus (ring-necked pheasant), 2066 nucleotides long. RefSeq names its product general transcription factor IIB (gene GTF2B). Gene Ontology annotation, molecular function: RNA polymerase II core promoter sequence-specific DNA binding; acetyltransferase activity; TBP-class protein binding. Gene Ontology annotation, cellular component: transcription preinitiation complex; nucleus. Gene Ontology annotation, biological process: transcriptional start site selection at RNA polymerase II promoter; RNA polymerase II core complex assembly; protein acetylation. The record is from RefSeq and is a predicted model, not a curated record. Lineage: Eukaryota; Metazoa; Chordata; Aves; Galliformes; Phasianidae.
UUCUCCGUGUGGGCCGCGGCGGGCGGUCGGCUGCUGUGAGGCGGAGCCCCGAGCUCGGUGCCGCUCCCCGCGCCGGUCGGGCGCCUGUCCGCAUCGCUUAAUUAAAGCCUGGGUGGAAAAAACGGCUGUCGUGUGGUCAUUUGUGACAGAGCUCUGCGGCAGCGUGCCGCGAGCGUUUUCUUCGGAGCUUCUCGUUGGAUUUUUUUUUUUUUCCUCCCUGCUUUCGCUCCGUGUGUCGCUGGCGUUUUGCGUAACGCCGAAUGUCAGCUGGGUGCCCUGCUUGCUUUGUCAACACUUGUGUCUGCCACGUGAAGCCGCUGGGCAAGGGAGGAAGGGCCGGGAGGGAGCGCGUGUGUCUGAUAUCCAGCGUGAUCUGCAUCCGAAGGUCGUGCGUGACCGUGUUCUGCCCGGGGGUUGUGGAGGUUAACGCUGCUGGUGAUUCUUGAUUUGCGUUCUGAAACGUAGAGGUUCUUCUGAACAGCCGUCGAUUUAGAACGUUGCGUUUGUUUUCCUUUGACGCAUCAGGUGUAUCCAAAACAUGAAGAUCGAGGUGGGACUGUGUAGGAUAAGCUGCAGUGGCAGGCCGGUGGGAAAGGAGGAAACUCGGAUGAAUUCAACUCCUAUAAAGGCUCGUUUCCUGUUUGAAGGAUCGGCAGGUGUUUUUGGUGCCGUCGUGUUUAGGCUGAGAAGUGCUUGCAGCGUUUUAUUUUAGUGUGGUCAGCUGCCGUACCCACUGUUUUUUUAGCUCGAUUAAAUGGCUCUGUUGAAUACAAAACUUUGAAUAUUUGGAUGCUCUUCCAAGGGUGACUUGCCCAAACCAUCCAGAUUCCAUUUUAGUGGAGGAUUACAGAGCUGGUGAUAUGAUUUGUUCGGAGUGUGGGCUAGUAGUAGGUGAUCGUGUCAUAGAUGUAGGAUCGGAGUGGAGAACUUUCAGCAAUGAUAAAGCAACAAAAGACCCAUCUCGAGUUGGGGAUACCCAGAAUCCUUUGUUGAGUGACGGUGACCUGAGUACAAUGAUUGGAAAGGGCACAGGUGCAGCAAGUUUUGAUGAAUUUGGGAAUUCAAAGUACCAAAAUCGCAGAACGAUGAGUAGCUCUGAUCGUGCAAUGAUGAACGCCUUCAAAGAAAUUACAAACAUGGCAGACAGAAUCAACCUCCCUAGAAAUAUAGUUGAUCGAACAAAUAAUUUAUUCAAGCAAGUGUAUGAGCAGAAGAGCCUGAAGGGAAGGAGUAAUGAUGCUAUAGCUUCUGCUUGUCUCUACAUAGCUUGUAGGCAAGAAGGUGUUCCAAGAACAUUUAAAGAAAUAUGUGCGGUGUCCAGGAUUUCAAAGAAGGAAAUAGGUCGGUGUUUUAAACUUAUUUUGAAAGCCCUUGAAACCAGUGUUGAUCUGAUUACAACUGGAGACUUCAUGUCAAGAUUCUGUUCAAAUCUGGGUCUUCCCAAACAAGUACAAAUGGCAGCAACACACAUUGCCCGUAAGGCUGUGGAAUUAGAUUUGGUUCCUGGGAGAAGCCCUAUUUCUGUAGCAGCUGCAGCUAUUUAUAUGGCAUCACAAGCUUCUGCAGAGAAAAGGACGCAAAAAGAAAUUGGUGAUAUCGCUGGAGUGGCUGAUGUUACGAUCAGACAAUCAUACAGGCUCAUCUAUCCUCGAGCUCCUGAUCUCUUCCCAGCAGAUUUCAAGUUCGAUACUCCAGUAGACAAGCUACCACAGCUGUGAAGUUGCUGAAGGUUACUUUAAUUUCUAAUAACAACAACAACAAAAAGAUUCUGGCCUAUAAUAAAGGAUGUACAAAGUGUUAAUAUUGAGUCUUCAUGUUGUGGAACUGGAGGAUAUGGAUAUUUGAGCAUAACUGCUGGAAUGCAGCACACAUUCCAAGGGUAAACAAGCUAAUUGUGUGGCAUUUUGUAUGUAUAUAUUAGUGGAAGUAAAUAUUUAAUGACUGUUGCAACAAACUUAAUUUCAUAUUAUUGUACUUAUUCAGAUUUCUUUUGUAGGGAUCUAGUAAAAUGUAUUUUGGAAAAUUGAAAAUACUAUGUAAUUCCCAAAUAAACUUUUCCAAAAACA